This is a messenger RNA of Triticum aestivum (bread wheat), 683 nucleotides long. RefSeq names its product ubiquitin-60S ribosomal protein L40-1-like. The coding region runs from base 39 to 473 and encodes 144 amino acids. Lineage: Eukaryota; Viridiplantae; Streptophyta; Magnoliopsida; Poales; Poaceae. Gene Ontology annotation, biological process: translation. Gene Ontology annotation, cellular component: ribosome. Gene Ontology annotation, molecular function: structural constituent of ribosome; protein binding. The record is from RefSeq and is a predicted model, not a curated record. The transcript has 3 exons.
CGCACAUCACACCGCCGCCACCUUGACGGCCCACGACGAUGCAGAUCUUCGUGAAGACGGUCACCGGGGAGACUCUCACGCUUGAGGUCGAGAGCAGCAACACGGUGGACAGCGUCAAGGCCCAGAUCCAGCGGAAGGCAGGAAUCGACGGCGAUCAGCCACCGUCUGUCCUCUUCGCCGGGAAGCAGCUAGAGGAGGAGGAGGAUGGCCGGCGAACCCUGGCCGACUACGGCAUCGGCAAGGGGUCGACCCUGCACCUCGCACUCGGGCUCCGCGGCGGCUACCAGCGGACCGGCUACGCAUGCGUCGAUCCCGGCCUCCGAACGCUUGCGCUCAGCUACAAUGAAAACAAGAUGAUCUGCCGCAAGUGCUAUGCACGCCUCUCGCCGAGGUCUACCAACUGCCGCAAGAAGAAGUGUGGCCGCAGCAGCGACCUGAGGCAGAAGAAACCGCUUGGACGACAUUAUUGGUGAAGCAACUUUACCGGGGCAGCAGUGACAUGCGUACUAGUAACUGCGGAAUCCACCAUCUUCCCAUAAGGACUUGCGGAUAUAUAGAUACUAUGAUCAUUCAUAGACUUGCUCUCCACCAAUGAUCUGAGUUUCUUGUUUGGCAUGGCUGUGACACCGAAUUGAUGUUUGAAUGUAUGUGUAGUUCCAUCGUUAAGUGACGUUGUAAAUUUC